CACUCUAAUCAAUUUCUUCUCGUGCUAACCACCGCAACUCAACCUCUCUGCAUUCUCUUCGAUGAUCUUUGUUACAUUACUUGGAGCGUAACAGAGAAUCAACCAUCAUAAGGGAGCAUUUUCUUGGAGAAUUAUGGCUUCUGCAAAUUUAGUGACCAACAGUUUGCUGAGUAAAUUUUGAUGAAGUGAGUAACGGUGUUAGUACUGUGUACUUACUCUUCAAUUCUUCUGGGUUAGGAUUACCGUUUGUACACUUUAGAAGCAAACUCACUUCAUAGGAGAUUAGGAGUCUGAGAACACUACAUAAAUCUGAAGAAUUGUACAACCUGUCUAAAAUUUCUGUUUAUAAUACAUGGCUUGUAAAAUGGGAUCUAUGAUUCUGAGGUGGAGAUUAUCAACUGCAGAGAAUGAAAGCUCUGAUAAUUCACACGUAGCCCAAACAAGUUCCAGAAUCUAUAGCUGUUGCUGUGAGCCAAGAUUUUAUGGGUUAACUCUAAAAGUUGGCAUGAAGUCUUCACCUUUUGCUCAGAGCUGUUUCCUGGGAAGAAGAGCUGGGUGGAAAAUAGCUUUUGCCUUGAACACAGGUGGAGUGUCUAAUAAUGGUGAGCAACAAAGCCUCAACGAUGCCAAUUCCAAUUUUGGGGGUACUCGAUUGGGUAGGAUACUGACUGCAGGUGGCAGACAACUUCUAGAAAAACUGAACUCAGCCAGAAAGAACUUCCCUAUGAAGAUAUUCCUGCUACUUUUGGGUUUCUACACAGCAAAUGCACUGGCUACAAUCCUUGGGCAAACUGGUGAUUGGGAUGUCCUGGUUGCUGGUGUUGUGGUAGCUGCAAUUGAGGGAAUUGGCAUGCUAAUAUAUAGAAAGCCGCCUACUGUGAAAACUGGGAGGUUGCAGUCUUUUCUAGUGAUGGUGAACUACUGGAAAGCCGGCAUAUGUUUGGGACUCUUCGUAGAUGCUUUCAAGUUAGGCAGCUAAGAACACACAAAUCCUGUCCUCUUGCUUUCUAUUUUCAAUUUGGCGUUGUACUUCACAAAACUCUGGUAAGCAAUAAAUUUGACGUAGUUUUCUUCUAUUGAUACCUCAGCUCUUUACUAAUGUUGUACAUGUAAUUGUAGUAUGUGAAUAGAAUAUAUGACAAAUGCUUGAAAACUCUGUGGAUCAGUGAACAGUGGACCAUUUUGCAUGUGCUUUGGUAAAUAAAACCUGUUAAUUUCUUACCCGACUUCAUUCGCUUGUACAUCUGUACUGGUGACUCUGAGUUUCACCGUUUAAGAGGAAAAAGAUUUAGUGAGAGGUACUGAGCUACCUGAAGUUCUGAACUUAAUGUGGAGCUACUUAUAGUAAUCCACGGCUGCAAACACAAAGAAAUAUAAAUGGUAUCGCCUCAUUUGUUCUUUUUUAAUAUAUGUCAGCAGAUGCUGUUGAUCCAUUUAAGUGCUGGCAAGUUGUUUGCAGUGCGAAGCAACAGUAUGAAAUUUAGGAUUCAAUUCUUGGUGACGUGAUUGGAAACUAGAAACGAUGAAGAGUGAAAAUUUUUCGUGUUUGUAUGGAAUUUUGGAGAAAGUUGCUUGAUGAGUUUGCUAAUAUAACAAUCAUCAAAUUAUAUAACUAUACAAUCUUUAGUGCAAAGUUAUUAUGUUAAUAAAGCUCUUGCUAAAAUUUUCAAUAAAUAAGUAGGCAAAACCAAAAUUUAAAAAAUAAGCUUGAUGUAUAAACUAUACCUAUAUGGAUUAAAAUGUCUAAUAUACCCCUAGUUUUUUUGAAAGACAAAUUAUAAUGUACCUCAAUCAUAUUUUACUAUGAUCUAACUGUAUGUCACAAUCACAUCUUUUUAACUAAUAUGCUGGAAAAUGGAUUUAACGAUAGAAGUUCAAAAGGAAAAUGAUCACAACAAAUAUAUUGACUAAUAAACAGCUUGUCUUGAGUUAAAGAAAGCAGUCAUAUAUGGGGCAUAAAAAGCCCAUCGAGCAAAAGAACAAGGAUGUGUUUUUUCUCUUCUCAUUCAAUAAUCUAAACACAAAAAUAUAUUUGAUAAAAAAAAAAAAGAAUAUGAAAUAGAAAACAAAAACUGA
This is a messenger RNA of Abrus precatorius (Indian licorice), 2076 nucleotides long. Its product is annotated as ycf20-like protein. NCBI's taxonomy places the organism in Eukaryota, Viridiplantae, Streptophyta, Magnoliopsida, Fabales, Fabaceae. The record is from RefSeq and is a predicted model, not a curated record. The transcript has 4 exons. The coding region runs from base 353 to 979 and encodes 208 amino acids.